This is a messenger RNA of Lactuca saligna, 1307 nucleotides long. NCBI's taxonomy places the organism in Eukaryota, Viridiplantae, Streptophyta, Magnoliopsida, Asterales, Asteraceae. The record is from the annotation of a GenBank genome assembly.
GUGUAAUUUACUCAAAAGGAAAUGAAGUCCCGGGUGAAAAGGGGGGAAAUUUGCUACUACAUCAGCCAGCCCUACUCUCCCAAAAACACAGCGACAGCGGAACUUGAAGAAUGCCAUCGUUUCCUCAUCCAGGCUCCGUUACUGUAUGCGAAAUCAACAGAGACCUAAUUACCGCUGAAAAUCUUUCGGAGGAUCAAGCGAAGGAAACUUAUGGAAAAGUUCUUGGAGUAGUAUUCAGUCCAAUUCCGUAUCAGUUAGAUUAUCCAGCGUCGCCACAUCCAGAUAGAGGCGUAGAACUUCCAGUGAAUCGUUUAUCGCGUUUACUUCAAGCAGUCUCUUAUGGUCCUCUUAAAAGCCUUCUGGGUCCUGAUGAUGUGAAAUUAUUGCCACAUGUUGAUCUCAAAUGUGUUAGUUGGCACCAAAAAAAGGAUAUUCUGGCAUUUAUUUUUGCACGGAAUCAAGUAACUAUUCGUGAUUAUGGAGACUCAGGAGAAGGCAAGGACCCCUGCAUUCUGAUGAAUGAUCUUCAAAGGGAAGCUAAGCUCUUGGAAUGGAGGCCAAAUGCUGGGAAGACACUUUCAGUAGGCUGCAAGGGUGGAAUUUGCAUUUGGUCUGCUUCAUAUCCUGGAAAUACUGCAUGUGUUAGACCUGGGGUUAAUUCUGGCAGCCACUCAUCGUUCACAAUAUGGGAUUUUGCUCAAGGGGUGGGCACACCCAUUCGGCGAGGAUUAGGGAGAAUAUCACUGCUAAAGUGGUCUCCUACUAGAGAUUACUUCUUUGCUGCAAAAUUUGAUGGAACAUUCUAUCUGUGGGAGACAAACACAUGGACAUCAGAACUCUGGUCUUCAACAAGUGGCUUUGUCACGGGAGCAGCAUGGGAUCCUAAUGGGCGAAUGAUUCUUAUUGCUUUCUCUGAAUCCUUAACAUUAGGUUCUGUUCACUUUGCUACAAAGCCUCCAUCACUUGAUGCACACCUGCUACCUGUUGACUUGCCAGAGCUGAAAUCUUUGACCAACAGUGGAGGUAUUGAGAAGAUAGCAUGGGAUGCUACAGGGGAGCGUUUGGCUGUGUCAUAUAAAGAUGGAAACGAGGUGUACAAGGGUCUCAUCGCCAUAUAUGAUGUUAAAAGGGCCACAAUCAUAACCCCCUCAUUAAUUGGGUUCAUCAGAGGGCCUGGAGAGGACCCGAAGCCUCUAACAUUUUCAUUCCAUGACAAGUACAAACAGGGGCCCCUGUUAUCGGUUGUAUGGAGCACUGGAAGUUGUGUCACCUACCCCCUCCUGAUUCGUUCCCAUCUCCUUGCUUAG